GCAUUUCCGGAGUAACCUGUGUGGCCCUGAGCUCGUGCACCGCUGCCUGAAGCAGCGUAACUUUUCAGUUCAUGCUUUUCCUUUCGUGACAGCUUGACUGGCACGACCAGCGGACUUAAGCGUCGGUGACCCCUGAUUUCACGACUGGAAGCCACGACAACAAAGCCAAGAUGUUGAAUAUGUGGAAAGUGAGGGAGCUGGUUGACAAAGCAACCAAUGUUGUGAUGAACUACACAGAAACUGAGUCUAAAGUUCGAGAAGCCACAAACGAUGACCCAUGGGGGCCCUCUGGACAGUUAAUGGGGGAGAUUGCCAGGUGCACGUUCAUGUACGAGCAGUUUCCAGAAGUAAUGAACAUGCUGUGGACCAGAAUGCUGAAAGACAACAAGAAGAAUUGGAGAAGAGUGUACAAGUCUUUACUGCUGUUGGCAUACUUGAUUAGAAACGGAUCUGAACGGGUGGUCACUAGCGCAAGAGAGCACCUCUAUGACCUGCGCUCUAUUGAGAGCUAUCAUUUUGUAGAUGAAAAUGGGAAGGAUCAGGGCAUCAAUGUGCGACAGAAGGUGAAGGAGAUGAUAGAGUUUGUCCAGGAUGACGACAGAUUGAGGGAGGAGAGGAAAAAGGCAAAGAAAAACAGGGAUAAAUACAUCGGAGUGUCUUCUGACAGCAUGUCAGGUUUUAGAUACUCGGAAGACAAGUUUGAUUUUCAAAACUCACGCUCUAAAUGGGAUGAAGACUGGGACAAGAGUAAGGGGGCGUUCCCUUUUAGUGAUAAACUUGGAGAAAUCAGCGAUAAGAUCGGAAGCACCAUCGACGACACUAUCAACAUGUUCCGCAAGAAAGAUAGGGACGAUUCACCUGACAGAUUCAGUGAUCCAGAAGAGGACAGAGGUAGAGGAACACGAAAUGGACAGUCAGGGAAAUCAGAUUUUAAAGAUAGCGAAGAGACUGUGACAACCAAAAGUGUACAGAUCGUCCAGGCCACAGAGACCACUGCCACUCGAAAAAAAGGAGGCAUCCCCUCGAAAACAAUAGAUUUAGGAGCAGCUGCACAUUACGCUGGUGUUAAACCCUCCACACAGACAAACCCUAGCCAGACGACAUCGACAGUGAGCCAGCCCAGUUCUGGUCUAGUGGACUUAUUUUCAGUAGAUCCUGCACCUGCUCAGCCAGCCCCCAAAGGUUUAAGUUCUGAACUGAUUGGAGGUUUUGCAGAUUUUUCUUCUCCUGCAGCUGCUGCGAGUCUUCCAUCAUCAGCUGUUCCAGCAUCUAGUAAUAACGCAGACUUUGGGGAUUGGAACGCCUUUCCUUCAUCACAACCAGCCGUGCCACCAGCUCAGCCUGUCAACCCGGCAGGAUUAGACCUUUUUUCAGGUCUACAGGCCGCCCCUGUUCUUGCUCCUGCCCCUGUCUCAACAGCACCCUCCGCUGACCUGUUUGACCUAAUGGGUUCCUCACAGACUGCUAGCUUCAGCACCUCCCAAAGCAUGAACUUCUCCAUGACCAGCUCUCAGACUAUGGGCCUACCACUGUCCCAAUCUCAGCCAUUGCAGACUAUGGGGGACCCUUUGAUGCCUCAACAACCAGUGACCCAAAAGCCCAAUCCUAAAGCCCCUGUGCCAUCAACUUGGUCCAAUUCUAAUGUAGAUAUAAGCCUAGACUUCCUUGGCCCUGGCAUGCAGCCACCCAAACCUGCUCAGCCCACCCUCAGCAUGAUGCAGCACGGAGGUCAGAUGCCUGUCAAUAUGAUGACUCAGGGUUUCGCUGGAAUGAACCUGGGCAUGCAAGCCACCCCCACAAUGGUCAGACCACCGGUUAACACCAUGAUGGGAGGUAUGAACAUGGGCAUGCAGCCUGGCAUGGCAGGUGGUGCUAUGUGCAUGCCAGCCAUGGGAGGAAUGCCAGUCAAUCAGGGCAUGAUGGGAAUGAAUAUGAACAUGGGCAUGGGUACGGCUGCCAUGGGAAUGACAGGAAACAUGGGCAUGAGUCCUGCCGUGGGACAACCUAAGCAAGAUGCCUUUGCAGAUUUUGCCAACUUUGGGAAAUGAAUGGGAUCGAGUAUUACAUGAACAAUACUUCUUAAGGUAUGACCAUGAAGAAGCUAUGAAGAGCUAGAAUACAAAGACUACCUGAAAGAUGUCAAGUAAAACUACACAGGAAAUGUUUGUUUUGAGUGAUAAUGAUACACAACUGGAUGAUUAUAUUAUUUACUAUGUUCUUCUCAUCAGCUGUACCAAGGAGCCCUAUUGAGGGCAGGGCGGCUGGUUUGUUCUGAGAAUCAUGUCGGUCAUUGCACAUGCACGUCUCACGUUUUCGUGGCGUUGGGAUUUUGCUUUAAGUCUAAAAUCAAGCCUUGAUGCAGGAUUGCAUGAAGAAAUGUAUUGAUAAUGAAUUACUCUUGUUGACUGUAGACCUUACAAACUCGCAUACCUUCUUAAAUUUAACCCAGUUUGUACUUGGGUUCCUCAUGCUAUAAAAAGAGUUUAUUGAAUGGCCUUCCCUCUUUGCCUUAAAAUGUAAAUAUAUUUGCACACAGACAAUAAAUUAUUAAGUUAAAGGGUUAACAAAUUAAACUGGUGAGGAUUUUUGUAUAGAGCAAAUCACUUUGCAUUUUGUAUUUGAUUUUAUUCAGAAAAAACAUGUUCUGAAGUGAAAUGAAGUGCUUACACAUCAAGAAGAUACAACGACGAAACGAAAACCAUUGUGGCCUUUAAAAUGGUUCGCCUGUGCUUUUUGAAUUGAAAUCCGAUCUGCUUUGCAUCUUUAUGAAAAUGCAAAGUCACACGUGGUGCCUGUCUGUCAGUUGCCUCUCUUCCUGAAUAUUUCAUACAACAUGAAAGUACAGUAUUUACUAAAGGUACUGUUAAAUAAGACGGCGUACAUACAUGCACACAUUUUUUUUAUGUUUUUGCAUGGUUAAUUUAUAAGAAAGUUUGGGGCGACUAAAAGGAUUUUUAUAUUUGAACCUGAUAUGGGUUCGUAUUUUAUGCACGCCUGCUCAUGCUGAGUGUAAAGGGUGAGUCUGUACUACAACCAGUGGAUUUUUAAUACCCAGGAAGCACUGUGAGUUUAAAGAUAUAUCUGAAGGACCAUCAUUGUAUUGUUAAAAUCAAGCAUCUCUAUCCACAGUGUGCACUAAUGCCUUCUCCCAUUCUGAGGCUUUUCACACAGUAUGACCAAAUUCUUCCUUUUUUCUUUUUUUGGGGUUGUGUCUUCGUAGUCUGUAGGAUCUCAACUGUUCAGUUGGUUAUGGGUUAGGGAAUGUUGAUAUGAAUAUGAAACACUAUACAUUUAUGCAAAUCUAUGACAAGCAACAAAAUAUCUUUCUUCCAGUGAGAAUGUUUAAUGUUUUCAAUUUCUUACAAUGACUUGAUUGUACUUAUGAUCUUUUAUGAAUGACAAUAAAGAGUUGAUUUCCA
This is a messenger RNA of Paramisgurnus dabryanus, 3419 nucleotides long. RefSeq names its product clathrin interactor 1a (gene clint1a). Gene Ontology annotation, molecular function: clathrin binding; phospholipid binding. Gene Ontology annotation, cellular component: endosome; plasma membrane; clathrin vesicle coat. Lineage: Eukaryota; Metazoa; Chordata; Actinopteri; Cypriniformes; Cobitidae. The record is from RefSeq and is a predicted model, not a curated record. Gene Ontology annotation, biological process: endocytosis.